AUGUAUACGGGAUUAGAAGAAUUAAAACAAAUAAUAUUAAACAAUCACGUAAACCAAAAACUAGGAUAUUGGUUGGAUAUUCAGUUUGGGUAUAUGCUAAGAAAUCUCAUCACAGACAUCCAAAACAGAUUGGACAGAUUUUCAAGUAUUGCUAAAGAACUCUUUGAAGAAUACUACAAAAAGAGUUUCAAUAAUUAUCAAGGCGUGGACGAAGCAGAGCUUGAGUCUAUCGAGAAUUAUUUUUCCAUCAAAAUCAAUAUCUACAGUACCACAGAAAAGAAAGCUAUCUUGCUACGACAUUCGAAUAAGCAAUUGAGUGAUAUUCUCAAUUUAAAUUUGUAUACUGAUAAGCAAAUCAAUCACUUUUUCUACAUCAAAACCAUCAAUAUAUUAUCCAAAACAUUCCAGUGUCCUGAAUUCUUUGAGGAAGGGGAUUAUAAGUCUACACCAUCUGUUUUUGAAAAGCUGAAAGUAAACGGUAUACUUGUUUCAAAAGAGUUGCGAUUUCAUCCUUACUUUAUUUUCUAUGAUGUUGAGACCUGGUUAAGGCCAAAUGAAUCAAAAUCUGAUACAAAACUACAGUAUCUUGGAACACACGAAUUGCUGAGUAUUAGUCUUAUGGGCAGUGAGGAAGAGAAACCUGAAUUUAUUCCAGUAGAAGGAACAACUACAGAGGCAUUGAAUAUUAUGAUUAUUAAGAUGAAUGAAAUAAGAAAGAAAUAUCUUCACAUGUUGUAUCCAAACUAUUGUGUAUUUUUCAAACAGAUUGCCAAAAUUGAUGAUGAAAAGAUAAAAUGUUGA
Batrachochytrium dendrobatidis JAM81 is the source of this 801-nucleotide messenger RNA. RefSeq lists its product as uncharacterized. The record is from RefSeq and is a predicted model, not a curated record. The transcript has 3 exons. Lineage: Eukaryota; Fungi; Chytridiomycota; Chytridiomycetes; Rhizophydiales. The coding region runs from base 1 to 801 and encodes 266 amino acids.